ACUUGCAAGGUCCCGGUCGUCGUGAUAUUUUAAAGUCACACAGCAACCGUCCGAACCCCUCCUGUUAACUGCACGAGGCAAAAUGAGCAAUCUCGACUCGACCCUUGCCGGCCACGCCGUGCCAAAACCAGGAGCGUCGCAGCCUACAAAUGAUGGACUGGAUCUGAUUGAGGAGCACAUCCUCCCAAAACUCGACCCCGAAUUUCUCCAGUAUUUCAUCGACGUCAUCGCCAAGCAACCGCCCGCCCACACAAUCCCCAUUGAGGAGGUUCGCAAAAGUCCUCAAAAACAUCAGCCGCCUUGUGCUCUCGAUUCUUCCAAAGAAAAGGGCGUAGGUGACCAUGUUGUCAGCUCGCAAGAUGGCACAAGCAUCCCGGUGCGAGUCUACCACCCGGUUGAAGACGAGCGAGGAGUUGUGCGACCCGGCCCCCAUCCUGUGCACCUAAACUUCCACGGAGGCGGCUUUGUGCUCGGUGACCUGCACUCAGAGGCGGGUCUGUGCUUGGUAAUGCGCAAGGCCGGUGUUGUCGUGGUUGAUGUCAACUAUCGGCAUUGUCCAGAAACGAUAUGGGGCAAGUGCAUCCAAGAUGCAUGGGCCGCGCUCAACUGGGUCCGUGAUGAACAUGUCAGCCUCAACGUCGACCCCUUCUCCAUCUCAAUCGGCGGCGUCUCCGCUGGCGGUCACAUCUCGCUAGUCUUGCAGCACAUGGCUAGAGAUGCCGGGAUCCCGCUUAAGCUGUGCAUGCCCACCGUGCCCCCCACCACUGACUGCCUCAGUCUUGACUACUACACCCAAUCUCCCUAUCCGUCCUUCCACGAAUUCCACCGGGGGCCAGUCCUGCCGUGGAAGCGGAUCAAGUAUUUUGGCAACCAGUGCAUGCCGCGAGACAAGCUGCCGGAAAUCAGAAAGAUGUGGCCCGACUGGUGGCUUGCCCCCAUGCGUGCUCCCAACUGGAGUGGGUUAUGUAAUACCUACAUCCGCACCGCAGAAGUGGAUCCGCUGCGGGACGAGGGAGAAGCCUAUGCAAUGAAACUUGUUGCUAACGGCACCAUGGUCACUCUUAAGCGGUACUUGGGAUGUCCCCAUACAUUUAUGUACUUGGGCGUCCUGUCACAGAAAAGGCAGUGGGACGAAGAUAGCAUCCAUGCUCUUAAGGUUGCCCAUGGGUUACUGAAAUAAGGUACCUAUUCUACACUUUCACAAUGUAGUAAUAGACCGGAAGCGGAUACAAGCACUAUUUCUCUCUCACGUACUCGUUCUUUUAUAUACAGCAAG
Messenger RNA from Podospora pseudocomata, 1276 nucleotides. RefSeq lists its product as uncharacterized. The record is from RefSeq and is a predicted model, not a curated record. Lineage: Eukaryota; Fungi; Ascomycota; Sordariomycetes; Sordariales; Podosporaceae. The coding region runs from base 83 to 1180 and encodes 365 amino acids. Gene Ontology annotation, molecular function: hydrolase activity. The transcript has 2 exons.